UCUCUCUCUCUCUCUCUGCACAAUGGCUAAAGUUGCUCAUUCUCUUAACAUUCUCUUCCUUUUUGCUCUGCUUUUGUCCUUCGGCUCAGGAGGAAACCUGAGAUUGGUCAAUGGACAGUGUGUGCAGAAAACCUGGUGUGUGGCAAAACCUUCAUCAGAUGAGGCAACUCUACUUGCAAACAUCAACUACGCCUGCUCUCAGGUGGACUGUCGAAUUAUGCAAAGGGGUUGCCCAUGCUUUUCCCCAGAUAAUCUCAUUAACCAUGCCUCCAUUGCAAUGAACCUUUACUACCAGUCCAGGGGCAGGAACAGAUGGAAUUGCGAUUUCAAGAACUCUGCACUCAUUGUUACAACUGAUCCAAGUUAUGGUAACUGCAUCUAUGACUUUGACUAAGAUGCAAAGCAAAAUUGAUGAGUUCCAGUUUGUUUAAGCUGCUUCUUGAACUAUGGUUUUAACUCGGUAGAUGUGAUGAAUGCAGAGGUGUUUGGAUCCUCCUAUAUAUUGUAGAGAAUAGUGAAGUUGAGAGUGUGACUAAUUUUGCAUUUUUUUUUGUCUGAUUAACAUUUUUUUCUUUUUGUCAUUCACUCUUUUGGGUUGUACUCUUUAUACCCGUAUUUGCUAAGAUUUAUGGUUCUGUUUGGCAUAAGUGGGUGUAUAACAUCAUACCUGUUGAGAAUGUGGUUUUAAAUGAACUAUUUGAUUUUGAGAUUCCAUUACACUGUA
Nelumbo nucifera (sacred lotus) is the source of this 724-nucleotide messenger RNA. Its product is annotated as glucan endo-1,3-beta-D-glucosidase-like. The record is from RefSeq and is a predicted model, not a curated record. NCBI's taxonomy places the organism in Eukaryota, Viridiplantae, Streptophyta, Magnoliopsida, Proteales, Nelumbonaceae.